AGUCCCUGGUCCCAGUCAUGGACAUGGAGUGUGGAAGUUUGUAAGUAGUAAACGGCAAUUGUUCCUUGUUCCCGAAUCGUCGUAAUACAGUUCAGUUCUUAUCCCAGAUCCUAUAUCACCUUACAAUUUAAUUAAUGUUUCACGUUUACUAGAUAUUUGAAAAUGCAGAAUGUUGCACAAGUGUCGACUUCAGAUAAACAGAGUUUAGAUAAGGUGAAUUGCCUGGAUUUGGGAAAAUCGUCUACUCCCCUCUUGUCCAACAACAUCCCAAAUAUAUCUGAAACAGAAUCUUUUUCUGAACUUCAGCCGCUCUAUGUAUCCGACUCUUCUGAAAGCGAAGAAGAGGACGUGUCCGAGGUGGAGUCUUUUGUAAUAGAUCAAGAGGAGCUUGUCAAUAACCGAAGUAAAUACCUCUUAAAUUCAGAUGAUUCUGAUACAGUGGUAGAUGCUGAAACUCAAGCCAGGCUUGAGGCCCUUCUAGAAGCAGCUGGAAUUGGCAAACUAUCUACAACUGGUGAUGGGAAACAUUUAGCAGAUCCUGAAGUAUUGAGGCGAUUGACCUCCAGUGUAUCAUGUGCCCUAGAUGAAGCUGCUGCAGCACUCACACGGAUGCGAAGUGAGCGAGCAUCUGUUGCAGAAACUAGGACUUUGGUUGAAGCAUGUUCAGAUGGUGAUGUAGGUGCAGUCAGAAAACUGCUUGGUGAAGGUAGAAGUGUAAACGAAACCAACGAGGAAGGUGAAAGCCUUCUGUCUUUAGCUUGCUCUGCAGGAUAUUACGAACUUGCACAGGUGCUACUUGCGAUGCAUGCUAACGUAGAAGAUAGAGGUGUGAAAGGAGACUGCACUCCUUUGAUGGAGGCAGCGUCUGCAGGAUUCGUAGACAUAGUAAGGCUCCUUAUUGCCCAUGGAGCAGAUGUCAAUGCUCAGUCCUCCUCUGGUAACACACCAUUGAUGUAUGCUUGUGCUGGUGGACAUGAAUUAGUUGUACGGGAGUUACUAGAGGCAGGUGCCAAUGUUGAAGAUCACAAUGAAAAUGGGCACACGCCGUUGAUGGAAGCAGCCAGUGCUGGCUAUGUUGAAGUGGCCAAAAUUCUUUUAAAUCAUGGAGCGGGUAUUAACACUCACUCAAACGAGUUUAAGGAAUCGGCAUUAACGUUGGCAUGCUACAAAGGUCACCUGGCCAUGGUCAGGUUUCUCUUGGAUGCUGGAGCAGACCAGGAACAUAAAACUGAUGAGAUGCACACUGCCUUAAUGGAAGCCUCCAUGGAUGGUCAUGUGGAGGUGGCCAAGCUACUUUUAGAUUCCGGUGCCCAGGUGAACAUGCCUACGGAUAGUUUCGAGUCACCCCUCACACUAGCAGCCUGUGGCGGCCAUGUAGAUUUAGCUUUAUUAUUAAUUGAUAGAGGUGCUAAUAUCGAAGAGGUAAAUGAUGAAGGUUACACUCCCUUAAUGGAAGCUGCUCGAGAAGGCCACAAAGACAUGGUUUCCGUACUACUUCAACGAGGUGCUAACAUUAAUGCUCAAACCGAAGAAACUCAAGAAACAGCUCUCACCUUGGCCUGUUGCGGAGGGUUUUUAGAGGUGGCUGACUACUUGAUUAAAAAUGGUGCUGCGUUAGAACUAGGAGCCUCAACUCCUUUAAUGGAAGCAGCGCAAGAAGGCCACAUACACCUUGUUAAGUACCUUUUAGAUGCAGGAGCUGAUGUGCAUGCUCAGACUCAAACAGGUGAUACAGCUCUGACCUACGCCUGCGAAAACGGACACACAGAUGUGGCUGAUUUACUUCUUCAGUAUCGAGCCAAUUUGGAACAUGAAUCUGAAGGUGGAAGAACGCCAUUAAUGAAAGCGUGUCGAGCUGGACAUGUUUGCACGGUCAGGUUUCUGAUCUCCAAAAAUGCAGAUGUCAACCGACAAACUAGCAACAACGAUCAUACACCUUUAUCCUUAGCCAGUGCUGGAGGUCACUUAGCUGUUGUUGAACUGUUACUUGCUCAAAAUGCAGAUCCCUUCCACAAGCUAAAAGACAACUCGACUAUGUUGAUAGAAGCUGCAAAAGGAGGCCAUGUCAGUGUUGUUCAGUUGUUACUGGACUACCCACAUUCUAUAAUGGUUGCAAACCAAGCACAGCUCCAGGCUGAACAACUCCAAGCACAAGCGCAGGCCGAAACGCAGCCAUCGCAAGUUUUCGUACCGGCUCAAACACAGACGCAAGCUCAAAUCCAUAUCCCACAGUUACAAACUCAACCGCAACUUCCACUGCAAACAUUCGUCCAUAAUGAGCAGUCAACGCAAACGCAAAUUCAGAUGCCCCUCCAGCCAUUGACACAUUUACCCUCACCUUCAUCGACAAUCCCUCAACAAUUGUUACAAGACGAUAAUGAUUCACAGCUUUCUACUUCAGUGGCGCAGUUGCAAAUUCUUAAUCAGCUCCAACUCCCUGCUCAAUCUCAUCAGACAGUAAUAACAGAGGAGAUGCUAGGCAAAAAGUCUGCUGCCAUUGAUCGAUUGACUCCAACUUUGAAAAUUAGUAGCAAUAAUAACAACAAUAGCAGCAGCAGCAGCAGCAGCAGCAACAACAACAACAACAACAACAACAACAACAACAACAACAACAACAACAACAACAACAACAACAACAACAACAACAACAGUAGUAAUAGUAAUAAUAGUAGCAACAACAACAAUAACAAUCUCCACCUCCGUAGUAACAAUUCUCCUAGCAGUGGCAGCAAUAAUAUGUUGACUCAAGGGCAGAAGUCUUUUUCUAGGAAAUGUUUUGUUGAUUCGUCCAAUGAAAGUGUCCUUGAAAAUCAAUCUUGCAGUAUGAAUUCAGGUGAUUUAAGUAAGAAGAAUGAGUACACUGUAGUAGAUAAAAAUAGCAGUAAGAUGAAUGUCACCAUUGAACAGCAAUUGUUUCACCGUCAGCAGAUUGUGGAUGAAUUACAGCAAUCAACAGCCAUCAGUGAUCGUCCUAAAGCAAAACCGGUUUCAAAAAAAGAUUGUAAAAAUAGUCGUAAACAGCAGCAGCUAUUAGUUGCUGCACAGCUGUCAAAGCGUGCCGGGUUUCUGGCUGGUAUUAAAACAGGCCUUCAGAUCGGCUUUAAAUCACAUGUGCAAAGUCAAGACCCAAAUUACAACCUCCGCGUGAAACACUUUGAUCAGAUCAAUGAUCAAGUUCAGGAGUUGAUUGAACAGUCGAACAGUGCAAGUAAUCAAGUCGUUAUCAGUGAAAAAGAGAUGUACGAUCACAAUCAGUUAAUGGCUAAACUGCAACAGUUAGAUUCCUCUUUAACAGCGGACCCUAAUGUCAAGAUGUUACCUGCGGAUGUAGUAUCAAGUUCUCUGUCCCAAGUGUACUGUCAGCAACUGUUAUCUGAUGAAGCUGAAUCAGUGGCGGUCAAAGAAAAAAUUAAAAUAAAAUCUGAAGAAUUAGAGACCCUGGACACCCUAACGUGUCAUGAUUUAGCAUUAGCAACCUCUGAUGUUGCCAGUCAUUAUCAACUGGCCACUUCGCAGUUCUCACCUGGAAAGGAUGAAAACAUUCUUGCCUCUCGCACCCCUCUACCAAUUUUCCCUUCGGAGCAGGAAACAGUGCAAUUAAUCAACGUCCCAUCAGCUGAUCAGAUUCAAUCAGGCAAUAAUAGUUUUGAAGUCCAGUAUCAAGUGACUCAAAAGGGUAUUCAUCAAUUGAACAAUUUCCAGGCAGACAGUUUUCGAGACGGUCAAGAGUUCUAUUCACAUCUUAUGCAGACGCCAACAGCAUUAUCCAAAACAACUCAAGUUGUUACACAGCCUACAACAACUGCUGUAACAACUCAACAUGUUCAAGCUGCAACUCAAACUAUGCCUGACUCAACCAAACUUAAACAUUCAGUACCAUCAAAUUCUACCCGCCAUAUCAACGCUUCAAGCGCAAGCACAACGACAGGGCCCUCUGCAACAGGCAAGGGCAAGAAACUAAGAAAUCAAGCUCAAAAUAGGCAGAAUCAUAACCACAGCAGCAUAAGUGCUGAUUCGAAAGCAGGUUUUGCCAGUGGAGGGAAGGAAGACAGUAGAAGGGAUGAAACUAAACCUCCUUCUGUCAUUGAUGUUGAUUCUGAAACAGACAGUAAUCAUGACACUGCAUUAACCUUAGCUUGUGCUGGAGGUUAUGAUGAGCUUGUGGAACUUUUACUAUCAAGAGGAGCUGAUAUUGAGCACCGUGAUAAGAAAGGUUUUACACCAUUGAUCUUAGCUGCCACAGCAGGGCAUGAAAAAGUUGUCGAAGCAUUACUUAAUCAUUCUGCAGACAUGGAGGCACAAUCUGAAAGGACAAAAGAUACUCCUCUAUCAUUAGCUUGUUCUGGCGGUCGUUAUGAAGUUGUAGAGAUUUUACUGGCACGAGGGGCAAAUAAAGAACACCGAAAUGUUUCUGAUUAUACACCUCUUAGUUUAGCUGCAUCUGGUGGUUAUGUCAAUAUCAUUAAAUUAUUGUUAAGUCAUGGUGCUGAAAUCAACUCUCGAACGGGAAGCAAGCUUGGUAUAUCUCCUCUCAUGUUGGCAGCCAUGAAUGGCCACACAGCAGCCGUGAAGCUCUUACUUGAUAUGGGAAGUGACAUUAAUGCCCAGAUUGAAACCAAUCGCAACACAGCCCUUACUUUAGCUUGUUUCCAAGGUAGACACGAGGUUGUUAGUUUGCUGUUGGAUCGGAAAGCCAAUGUUGAGCACAGAGCAAAGACUGGAUUAACACCUCUUAUGGAAGCUGCAAGUGGAGGGUAUGUGGAGGUGGGGCGGGUCUUGCUGAGUAAAGGAGCAGAUGUAAAUGCCUCGCCUGUACCGUCAUCACGAGAUACUGCAUUAACUAUUGCAGCCGACAAAGGACAUUAUCGCUUCGUAGAAUUACUUAUUUCAAGUCGUUGCAUCCAAGUUGAAGUGAAAAAUAAGAAGGGAAACUCACCACUCUGGCUGGCAGCUAAUGGGGGACAUCUACCUGUUGUGGAACUACUUUAUAACGUUGGAGCUGAUAUAGACUCGCAGGAUAAUCGGAAAGUAUCAUGCUUGAUGGCAGCAUUUCGAAAAGGCCACGUUAAAGUAGUGAAAUGGAUGGUCAAUCAUGUAACUCAGUUUCCAAGUGAUAUUGAAAUGACACGAUACAUCUCUACCGUCAAUGACCAAGAACUUCUGAACAAAUGUAAUGAGUGUGUUAAAAUAAUCACCAUAGCCAAAGACCAGCAAGCCGCCAAAGCAAACAAAAAUGCCAGUAUCCUAUUGGAAGAACUGCACAUGGAAAGAAGUAAAGAGGAGUCGAAGAAACAAGCAGCUGCAAAGAAGAGAGAUCGCAAAAAGCAAAAGAAGCGAGAUAAAAAGGAGAGCAAAAAAUUUGUUGCUGAGAACGCUAAAAAUGAAAGGUACAGUGAAGAUCCAGAUGAAGAGGAGAUAGAGGAAGAAUAUGAAGAAGAAGAUGAGGAGGAAGAAGAGGAGGAGGAAGAGGAGCAGGAGCCACCCUCCGAAGAGGACUUCCUCAAACUGACUAACAAGAAGAACCGCGAGACAUCUUCCAACAAAAAGGGAGGAAAUUUGGUCCAGAGAAAAGCAUAUCGUGGAACAGAGGUUGAAGAAGCUGGAGAUAGUGGGAUUGAUGCCACUAGUCAAGGAAGUUGCAGCAGCAACGAAGUUGCAAAACAAAGUAAAGAACACAGUCGAAAAGAAAAGAAAAAGAAAGGAAAAGGCAAUUCAGAUGCUAAUAGCGCAAUCUCAUCGUCUAAUAUUCUUGUUGAUCGGAAAGUUAGUGCCUCUCCUCUCAAUAAAAAAGAAAAAGAGGAGAAGAAAGGUCCUAUUCCUCAGUUAGUCAUUGUUAAUUCUAAAACCUCAGAAAAUGUUCCAAAAUCAAAACAAGACUCAAACUCAAAAUCAAACAAGCCUGCUAAAAAUAGUUUGGACAGUUUCUCAUCAAUAAACAGCUGUCAUCAGGCAAACCCAGAACGGAGACCAAAGGCCCAUCAAGCGCUCGUUUUUGAAGCCUCUCGAAAUUUUACAACGACACAGCGAGACAACCUCGACACAAAUGCAAAUGAAAAUUUCUUGGUGGGGGCUAAAAAGAAAAAGGGCACCAACAGCAACAAUCACAGCAGCAGUAGUAUCAAUCAAUCAAAUUACAUGAGCUACUAUGAAGAAGAAUUAUUGGGAGGAAAAGCACCAGGCUCCAACAAACUUGUUAAACAACGAGGAGAAGAGGGAUGGAAGGAAGUCGUCCGAAAAUAUUUGAAUUCACCUUUUCGAUCGAAGAAAGUCUCAGUGCCUCCAAAUGCCAUCAGCCGCGUUAUUGGGCGAGGUGGAUCCAAUAUCAACACCAUUAGAACAACAACAGGUGCUUUCAUCGAAAUAGAAAAACAAAGUAAAGGUCAAGGAGAACGUAUAAUCACAAUCAAAGGCUCAAUGGAAUCUACGAAGCAAGCUCAAAAUUUGAUCCAGGCUCUCAUCACUGAUCCUGAACUAGACUUAGUGCAGAUGCUGCCCAAAACUGCCAAGACCCUAGCCACAGCAUGGCCUGAGAAAACACCGGCUACUAACAAAACGAAAAUCGCGGUCGUCUCUAAAACUACGACUGGGUCAUCACAGGCACAACCCCUGCAGAAUGUUUCCACAAGUACAUCUGUUUCAACUUCACAAGUUUUAAAUGUAUCUUCCUCAACCACUCUUACUGGGUCACGAAACUUAGUUUCCUCAUCGCCCCUCCCCACAACUCCAGCCUCUCCAAGACAAGUAGCUACCGGCGCUGAGAAGAGAAAUGCAGACUGUGUGACUGCAUCAAACACUAAAACUACUAUGCUUUAUACCACUGCUAUAAUUUCUAGUGGCCGAACAACCAAAACAACAGCAACCCAUACUCAAACCACUGUCACUACGACCUUUGCUGCCAAGCUUUCAUCAGAACCUAAUGCUCGUUCAAACUCUGUGAUACCGGUGACUUCCAACUCCCAAGUGCCAAAAUCUCAACCUUCCAUUCCACCUAGCACAACAUCCUCUAAAACGGUGCCAGGAAUUGGCAGGCCCAUAUCUUUGGUGACACCGAUGCCUGUCCUACCACCACAACAGCCCCAGCUUGCUCAACAGCAACAAGCUAAGCAGCAGCUGAGGCAACAGCAGGCAGUGCAGCAACAGGGACAGCAGCAGGCAGUUCAACAACAGGGGCAGCAACAGGCAUUACAGCAACAGGGGCAGCAGCCGGUAGUGCAGCAACAGGGGCAGCAGCCGGCAGUACAGCAACAGGUACAACAUCAUCAACAACAGAUUGUACAGCAACCACAACCAAUACAACAGCAGCAUCAACAGGUAUUGCUGCAGCAACAGCAGAUGCAUAAUUUGCAACAGCAACAGUUGCAACAACAACAACAACAACAACAACAACAACAACAACAACAACAUCAUCAUCAUCAUCAUCAUCAUCAUAGACACCAACUACAACAACAACAACACCAGCAGCAAUUACAACAAUCAAUGCAACAGCAAACUCAAACAGCCCCUCCUCAACACUCGGUAACAAAUUCUGGCUCAUCUCCAGGAGGAUCGUUAAGCUGCCCGCCUGAGUAUUCGCUCUUUAACGACUCAUUCUCUAAGGUAACACAGAAGUCUAUGUGGGGUCGAGAUGAUGAAAAUGCCAACCAACGUUGUAUGAAUUUUGCAACCGCAGCUGCAGCUGGUGCUUCCAAUUGUUCUGCUCCAGGCCAAAGUUCCAUUGGGCCUGCACCUAGAUUUUUAGACGCUACUCCACCACAGGUGGAUGCCUCAAAAGCCCCAGGCUAUCGUGGAAGCAUGUCUGUGAGUUCACCUGUUCUUCAAUCCAAAAGUGCACCACCACCACCACCGUGCAUUGACCAUUCGCCUCCACCUCCUCCACUGCCGACGUCUUAUGCUAAUUUGAUUCCAGAACCGUCUCCAAGUCAAAUUCAAGCACCCAAUAUCACUGUUAGAUCCGAAUCCAAUUACUCAUCUCGACCUUCGUACUCGGAUGAUUUUGCCCAACAAGAUUCACCAACUUCAUUGCUGAAAAUGGUUUCUUUAAACGAUACUAAUUUCUAUCACACCAAUUAUUCCCAACCAGAAACGGCUGUUAGUAUGUCAAGGCUGAAUCCCCGAGCACCCGAUUUCAGUUCUGUAAAACAGUCGUUGCCCCCCGCGCCUUUGCAACAGCCGCUGUAUAACCAACCUCCUCCUCCAAACAACUAUUUGCCGCAACCUCUUCCUUCCACUGUUCUAAAUAGCAAUGUUGUUUCGUUCUCUGUAAAUAAAUACUUGCAGCAAUCGCAGCAACCAAGACUGAAUGGCCAAGCGAGUUGGCCGUUUGUAGCUGGGCCACGCUAUGUGGGACCACAACAGGAGCACUUAACGUCUCUUGCAAGUCUGAACCCUAGCCAGUCUGAUGUUUUUACUGGGCUGGAAAAUGGCAACAUCAACCUCUCUAGCAGCAUGACUCCGCCUCAUGUAUCACCGCAAGGACUCGUCGAGGACCGUAAAGCGCCACCAAGACCAAUAGGAACAGAGAGAGCAUGGAAAAUGGCUGGAUGUGACUCUCAACCUGAAUGGACAUUGGAUCAAAAGAUAGCGUGGAACCCGAUUGUCGAGAGGCAGCAGCAGUCUUAUAGACCAGCGUCACAGUAUUCAAGAAUUUCUGUCACUGAGGAAAUUCAACCGAUUGUUGAUAACUCUAUUCCAGGAGUUGUGGGUGAUGCUGGUCAUUUCAAUGGCACGUCAGCUUUGCCUCUGUCUGUGAUGCACUCAAUGCCUCCUAUAACUCAUUUUGCAAGUCUGGAUACAUCAAAUUUAGUCUGUCCCACUGAUCCAGUGAUUAAAUCAGUAGAACCCUCAUGGGACCCAAGAUUGAUAUGUCUGCCGGAGAUUCCUGAUAAGCAACAAGUACGAUAUGAAUAUGCUUAGUCCUUUGACCAGUCGCAAAAUUUAUUUACACUCUCGAAGCAAGUUGUGAGUCUAAUAAUUCUGACGAAUCAUUCGAAGAUGCAGUAGGAACCAAUCAUAGACAAUUGUUGAAGCCUGCUAAUUUCGAUGUUUUGUAUUUCAUCUCGUUAAGCUUUAUAUUAGUCUUUUGCUCUGGGAUCUGCAUGUCUGGAAGACUUGAUUACAUUUUUCUUCUUAAUUCGAACUAAGCUUCAUAUGAUUAUAACUAUACCUUAGUAUCAUGAGUCUGACUAGUUUGAUGUUAGACGCCCUUUUUAUCUUUUUGUCAAUCAUUUAUAAUCAUGAACUAUCGAUAGUUCUCACAAAUUUAUCACUAUCUUGUAGUUAGGAUGGCUUAACCAGGGUUUUAGCGGGUUCUUAGAAGAUACCAGGUCUUGUGUAUAAGAAUUGUUGUAUUUUAUACGUCCGCUUGUCGCAGAUUUGUAAACGUCGGUUAUGUAUUGAAACAUUACUUUUACAUGAAAACAUCAUAAGUCUUCAUGUACUAUUCAUUACUGUAAUAUUAUCAAUUUAUUUUUUAUUUCUAAUUUUCUUCUUUUUUUCUUCCCUUUCACCUUGUUUUGUAAAUUGAGAUAAAUCGCAAGUUAUGUAAUAAAUAAAAAAUAUGUUCUAUUA
Messenger RNA from Bemisia tabaci, 9567 nucleotides. The record is from RefSeq and is a predicted model, not a curated record. NCBI's taxonomy places the organism in Eukaryota, Metazoa, Arthropoda, Insecta, Hemiptera, Aleyrodidae.